AUGGUGGGCGACAUUAAUGUUUGGUGUGACCAGAUGUACACCACGGUGAGCUCACAUUUCAGGUGGGACGAGUCCAGGACCACCCUGCUGAACGUGAUGGCCACAAAGGGCCUGGUUGAUGUGUGGAGGGAGAGGAAUCCUGGCAAGAGGGAGUACUCCAGGCGGCAGGUCGUCAUGGGAAAGAUGCGCCAGAGCCGAAUCGACCUGUGCCACGCAACGAGGGAGACGACACGCUACUUGAAAAAGUGCUGGCAUGGUGUGUGGAAUAGGUAUGGGAGGAGGAAGAAAGGGAUCCUACCAAAAGACUCCAGGUCAUGUGACAAGAUGGUGUAAUGAACACACAGCUGUGCGAAUCACCUCAAGAUAAAAACGUAAUAUUUAAUAUCAGCAAGUUAGACUAAAUAUUAGCACUUCAUAUACUCGUGGGUAAUAACAUUCAAUCUGGAUAAUAACACAAAAUAAAUCAUAAGGCUAGAGAAAUUUAUCGACAAAUAUUACAACAACAAGCAACACUCAAACAUGAUGGAGAGAAAACGCGACUCCUCGACGGAUACAGAUGAUUUAUGCUUUUCACCACUGGGACUGGUAAGUGUGGAAAGCGAUCUGUUGAAGUCGAUAAAUGACAAACUGGGCAUACUGGAGUUGGUCAGUAAGGAUGUAAAGGAGUUGAAGGCGAGUCUUGAAAUGACUGACGAAAAAGCUGCGAUAAUGGAGAAAGCUAAAAGGGACAGUCACUAAGAUAGAAACGGACGUUAAAAAGGAGAACAACUUUCUGAGAGAAGCCUUACUAGACAUACAGACUAGAUCGAUGAGAGAAAAUCUAGUACUUACGGGUAUCCAAGAAAAAGAAGGAGAGGUUACCGAGAAAAUAGUGGACUUCUUUCUUACGGCACUUCAAAUCCCACUCGAUGCUGUCGAUAAAAUCCAACUCGAACAUGUACACUGUUUCGGACAAAGAGGACAGAGAUAUGAGCGUCCAAUCAUUCCCAAAUGUACUUUCUUUAAGGAUAAAGUAAUGGUUAAAAGCCUAGGUAAAAGACUUGCUGGCACAAAAAAAGGCAUGAAUGAUCAGUUCCCGCGGGAGAUUGCAGAAUGGCGCAAAGUUCUGUACCCAAUAUUCAAGGAAAAUAGAUUAAAAGGGAAGCGCGUUGCUCUCGUAGUCGAUAAACUGUAUAUUGACAACCAAAUGUUCCGCGACACAAGGACUACUCCAUGGUUAUUCUGAAAGUUCUAAUAGAGGAGUUGAAUAAUGGAACAUCCAAUACUAGCCAUGGUAGAGAUUGUAAUAAUAAAACACAUUUAUAGUAUUUAUAGUAUUCUAUAAAGGGACAAGGCGGCAUUACAAGAAAGGAUAACGAGCUAAAUACUACAUCUUCAAACAUAACUCAUUAGAACACAAAAGUACUCAAUCAACAUAGUGGAGAUAAAAACACAGAAAACAGAAGACAUAGAAGGCACAGUAUGUGGGUAUGUGUGGCAGUAUUGUGAUGGAAGGUGUGGUGUGUGUUUUUGUGUUUGGAAAAGUGUGGCGUUAAGUGAGUGAGAAAGGAAAUGGUUGCAUAUCCCAGAACCAACGUGUGUCUGUGAGCAGGGGUUGUGAGAGAGACCUUUCAAUUUUGGGCAGAUGAGGGAUAUACAUUUUAAAAUAAAGUAUACAUUGAAUUUAUUUUUUAUUGUCCUAUCAUGUUGGAACAGUCCCCAACCCAUAUCCUAGACACCCACCUGAGCGACCCAUACACCAAAGAGAAGUCCCCAUCUGUAUUAUGGCCCUGUAAGUUGCCUAUAUGCAGCCAAAACAGAGAGAUAAAUGCGGUCAGAGACCUACUAGAGCAACAACACCCCCUCAAGAUUCUGAGCCUGCCUGGCAGGGUUGGUCCUACAAAGCCAGAGCCCCCUGAUUGGAGAGCAUAAUAUACAUAUAAAUUCUCAAAGCUGCUAAUGAGAACCUUGACGACCUUGUACCUAGCCGGUAGGAAUUCCGGUGGGGUACCCUCACCCAGGUAGUGGCAGUGCUGGCAACAUUGGCUGCAGUAACCCAUGGGGAGGGGGUCACACUGGGACAAUCAGAGAGGGGGCAUAUUAUUGUGGCCCUAGUGGCACAAAAUAAUCAAAUGUCUGACUGCACGGAGAUGCUUGGGACAAUGGGUACAACGGAGGACCAGAGUGUUUGUGUUUCAGGGGAAGAGGGUGGAUCUGAUCUCCAUCACCUAGGACUUGACAUAGGUUAAUCAAAUCUCAAAAUGUUGUCAAUUUUUGCUAAAUCUUGCAUGCUUUCUCAAACAGCUGUAAAUGUAUAUGCAUUCAUAAAUCAGGUCCUUUCUUGAGUUGGUCUCUGGGAUUGUCACGGAUUUUGCCGAGGCUGCCCUUCCUCGUUGCUUGGGCAGGCUUCGGCGUUCGUCGUCACCGGAGAACUAGCUGUGUUCUAUGUUUCUAUGUUCUACCUGUUGUUGUCUGAUUGUUUCACACCUGUUUCCCAUCUUGUAAUUACUCCGUCCCUAUUUAACCCUGUGGCUCCGAUUGUGCUCUGUGCGUGUUUUUUUUUUCUUUUUCGGGUGUCGUUAGUGAGCGGGUUUGUUCCUCCCUGCGUGGAGGUUUUCUUGUUUCUUUACAUGUUCAGUAAAGUUACGUUUUCAUUGAGUUCUGUGUCCUGCGCCUGCCUUCGUCUACCGCAUUUCACUGACACCAUUACAGGGAUGUAACAACAAUUGAGCAACUGGGCUUAUGGUUGAUUGUGGAGGAAAGGGGUUGAGUGUGUAAGAGUAUGUGCGUGUGUGUGUGUGUGUGUGUGUGUGUGUGUGUGUGUGUGUGUGUCCCACAUCUGUUGCAAGGGGGUAAGGAUGUUAGGGAGAAUAUAGGAUGAACCAUAAUAAUGAUUUACUAAAAUAAAAAUUGCUUGACAAAAAUGUAAUGUAAUGCAAUGGCAAUCCGGGUUAUAGGUAAUAAUCCGUCGCAUGAACUGCCAACAUUAUCAUACAUAUUAAUUAAUAAUGAUGGAAAUUAAGAUAUGCAAGAUAUUUGAAUAGAUAUAUAUUUUUAAUAGCUAUAUAUAUAUAUAUACAUAUAGCAAAUUGAGGUGAGAGCAUUGGAAAUGCUUUUGGCGGUUGACCUGCUUCUGUUUUGUGGGUGGCACUGUGUGCUGUUUUCGAAGGAUGGGUCCUGGCCUCUCGGGGGGCCUAGGGAUCCGAGGGGAUGGGGGUGGUCUGCCAAUCACUGGGAUGACAACCCAACUUGGGUUGGGGAGGGGCUUUAGCGGGGGGAAUAGUGGAUAACAAUUGGAGGGUGAAUCAGUAGCAAUGCAAAUAUCAUGGUACAGCUUUAUGGACACUUAAUCACUAUGGUACUUUGUACUGGUAAAUUUACAAACAUGAUAAAUAGAUUUGAAACUUGUAUCUCAUUAUGGUAAGUGGUGAAAUAAGUAUAGCCAGUUAUACAAUAUAUAUAAUAAAGUAUCAACCCUGCAAGCAAUUCAAGACUCUAUUAUUAUGGUGGGAGAUUAUAAUACUGUUUUAAACAGCUCAAUUGACCGUAAUGGAAAUCACACUACAAACUAUCACUGUCAUGCUCUUAACAAAAUCAUGAAUGUCAUGGAUACAUUAGAACUAGUGGAUAUAUGGAGGCUUAAAUAUCCUGACCUAGUGAGAUAUACAUGGCGGAGACUCAAUCAAGCUUGUCGUCUUGACUUAUUUUUUAUGUCAUUCUCAUUGGCACCAAAAGUUAAAAGACUGUUGAUAGGGGACAGAAUGCGGUCGGACCAUAAUAUAAUUGGCAUAUACAUUACUCUUACUGAAUUUCCUCGUGGGCGAGGAGAUAGCAAUAAAAACUAAUAUAUAGGCUCAGAAUAAAUUAGAGGAAAAAAAAUAAAUAAAUGGAGAAACGUAUUCAAAAACGAUCAAGUGUAAUAUAUUAUAAAAAUAAGGCAACCUGGAUGGAAUAUUGGGACAAAUGCACACAAUUAUUUUUGAAUCUUCCACAUAGAAAUGCUACCAAAAAGACAAAUGACGGAGUCACCCAUGAUUCACCAAGUGAUAUUUUGAAGGAGGAAGCAAAGUACUUUAAGCAUAUGUUUUCAUUUCAUUCGCCUCCAUCUCCUCUAACUGAAGGUAAUUGUAGGGAUUCUUUUCUAUUGAUAAUGUAAAAUUAACAGCCAUACAGAAAAACUAAUAUGAAGGUGAAAUUAUAGAGGAGGAACUUCUGGAUGCAAUUAAAUACUUUAAGUCCGGGAAAACUCAAGGGUUGGAUGGCAUACCAGUUGAGGUAUACCAAACCUUUUUUGAUAUACUCAGAAGACCGUUAUUAGCAUGUUUUAACCACUCCUAUGUAAAUGGUAGAUUAUCAGACUCUCAAGAAGAAGGUGUGAUUUAAUUAUUACUGAAACAGGAUACAAGUGGGAAAUAUAAAGAUAUAGUCCAUUAAAAAAAUUGGAGACCCCUUACACUUCAGUGUUGUGAUACAAAAAUUCUAGCAAAAUGUAUAGUGCAUAGAAUUAUAAAGGUAUUGUCAGACAUUAUUCAUUCUAAUCAGACAGGUCUUUUUACAUGGACGAUACAUUGGAGAUAAUAUAAGGCAAGUACUGGAAAUAAUGGAACACUAUGAAAAAUCUGGGAAACAGGCCUGCUAUUAAUAGCUGACUUUGAAAAGGCAUUUGAUAAAGUACGACUGGAGUUUAUAUAUAAAUGCCUGGAGCAUUUCAAUUUUUGAGAAUCUCUUAUAAAAUGGGUUAAAAUCAUGUAUGGUAACCCUAGGUGGAAAAUAGUAAAUAAUGGCUAUUUCUCAGAAAGUUUUAAACUCUCAAGAGGAGUAAAACAAGGUUGUCCACAUUCGGUAUAUCUAUUUAUUAUGGCCAUCGAGAUGUUAGCUAUUAAAAUCAGAUCCAACAAUAAUAUCAAGGGAUUAGAAAUCCAGGGUUUAAAAACAAAGGUGUCACUGUACGCUGAUGAUUCAUGCUUUCUUUUAAAUCCACAACUUGAAUCCCUCCACAGCUUCAUAGAGGAUCUAUAUACAUUUUCUAACCUCUCUGGAUUACAACCAAAUUAUGAAAAAUGUACUAUAUUACGUAUUGGAUCAUUAAAAAAUACAUUUUUUACAUUACAGUGUAGUUUACCAAUAAAAUGGUCUGAUGGUGAUGUGGAUAUACUCGAAAUACAUAUCUCAAAUGAAAUAAAUGAUCUCACUCCAAUACAUUUUAAUAGAAAGUUAGUAAAAAUAGGUAAGAUCUUGCUACCAUGGAAAGUUAAAUACUUGUCUGUUUGUGGAAAAAUCACCCUGAUUAACUCUUUAGUAUUAUCCCAGUUUGCCUAUUUGCUUAUGGUCUUGCCUACGCCUAGCGAAUAGUUUUUUAAUUAUAUGAUAAAAAAAGAUUUAAUUUUAUUUGGAACGGCAAGCCAGACAAAAUUCAACAGGCCUAUUUAUAUAAUGAAUAUGUCACGGUCGUCUAUGUCGUCUAAGUAUGACCAAGGCGCAGCGUGUCCAAGAAACAUGACUUUAUUUGAGUAAAGCACGUAAUACAAAACAAAAGACGACUCAAUGAAGUCCACGGUACACUGACCGAAACGGAACAAAAACCCACAACUCCCACAGGAAAACAUACAGAUAAAUAUGGCUCCCAAUCAGAGAUAACGAGCCGACAGCUGACACUCGUUACCUCCGAUUGGGAGUCAUUGACCAAACCUAGAAAUGAACCCCACAGAAAUGCAAACAUAGAAAUACACCCAAAUACCCAACAAAACAAAAUACACCCUGGCUCAAAUACAAAAGUCCCGGAGCCAGAGUGUCACAGUACCCCCCCCUAAAGGUGCGAACUCCGGGCGCACCAGCAUACAGUCUAGGGGAGGGUCUGGGUGGGCGUCUGUCCACGGUGGCGGUUCUGGCCCUGGUCGUGGUCCCCACCCCACCUUAGUCACUAUCCGCUUCCGUAGCCUCCUCCACAUGACCACCCCCCAACUAAACCCCACUGGAUUAAGGGGCGGCACCGGACUAAAGGGCAGCACCGGACUAAGGGGCAGCACCGGACUAAGGGGCAGUACCGGACUAAGGGGCAGCACCAGGAUAAGGGGCAGCACCGGGCUAAGGGACAGCACCGGACUCAAUGGCGGAUCCUGGCUGGCUGGCUCUGGCGGAUCCUGGCUGGACGGCUCUGGCGGAUCCUGGCUGGACGGCUCAUGGCUGGCUGAAGGAUCUGGCUGCUCAUGGCUGGCCGACGGAUCUGGCUGCUCAUGGCUGGCCGACGGAUCUGGCUGCUCAUGGCUGGCUGAAGGAUCUGGCUGCUCAUGGCUGGCUGACGGAUCUGGCUGCUCAUGGCUGGCUGACGGAUCUGGCUGCUCAUGGCUGGCGGAAGGCUCUGGCUGAUCCUGUCUGGCGGAAGGCUCUGGCUGAUCCUGUCUGGCGGAAGGCUCUAGCGGCUCCGGUCUGGCGGACGGCUCUGAAGGCUCAUGGCAGACGGGCGGCUUUGCAGGCUCAGUCCAGACGGCCAGUUCAAGCGCCUUUGGGCAGACGGGCAGUUCAGGCCCCGUUGGGCAGACGGCAGACUCUGGCCGUCUGAGGCGCACCGUAGGCCUGGUGCGUGGUGCCGGAACUGGAGGUACCGGGCUGAGGACACGCAUCUCAGGGCUAGUGCGGGGAGAAGCAACAGGGCAUGCUGGACCCUGGGAACGCACAUAAAGCCUAGUGCGGGGAGAAGGAACAGGGCAUGCUGGACCCUGGGGACGCACAUAAGGCCUAGUGCGGAGAGCAGCAACAGGACGCACAGGACUCGGGGAACACACAGGAGGCUUGGUGCGUGGUGUAGGCACUGGUGGUACUGGGCUGGAGCGGGGAGGUGGCGCCGGAAAUACCGGACCGUGCAGGCUUACUGGCCCCCUUGAGCACUGAGCCUGCCCAACCUUACCCGGGUUGAUGCUCCCCGUCGCCCGACCAGUACGGGGAGGUGGAAUAACCCGCACCGGCCUAUGUGGGCGAACCGGGAACACCAUGCGUAAGGCUGGUGCCAUGUACGCCGGCCCGAGAAGACGCACUGGUAGCCGGAUGCGUUGGGCCGGCUUCAUGACAUCUGGCUCAACGCUCACUCUAACCCGGCCGAUACGUGGAGCUGGAAUGUACCGAACCGGGCUAUGCCUGCGUACAGGAGACACCAUGCGCUCUACUGCGUAACACGGUGUCUGCCCGUACUCUCGCUCUCCACGGUAAGUCCAGGGAGUAGGCGCAGGUCUCCUACCUGACUUCGCCACACUCCCUUUAAGCCCCCCCCCAAUAAAUUUUUGGGUAGUACCCACGGGCUUCCAGCCUUGACUCCGUGCUGCCUCCUCAUACCGCCUCCUCUCGGCUUUAGCUGCCUCCAGCUCUUCACGAGGGCGGCGAUAUUCUCCCGGUUGUGCCCAAGGACCCUUUCCAGCCAGUAUCUCCCCCCAUGUCCAUGAAUCCUUUGGAGCUGGGUCCUGUUGCCGCUUGACACGCUGCUUGGUCCUAUUAUGGUGGGUUUUUCUGUCACGGUCGUCUAUGUCGUCUAAGUAUGACCAAGGCGCAGCGUGUCCAAGAAACAUGACUUUAUUAAUUAAACGUUAUCGAACUACAAAACAAAAGACGACUCAAUGAAGUCCACGGUACACUGACCGAAACGGAACAAAAACCCACAACUCCCACAGGAAAACAUACAGAUAAAUAUGGCUCCCAAUCAGAGAUAACGAGCCGACAGCUGACACUCGUUACCUCCGAUUGGGAGUCAUUGACCAAACCUAGAAAUGAACCCCACAGAAAUGCAAACAUAGAAAUACACCCAAAUACCCAACAAAACAAAAUACACCCUGGCUCAAAUACAAAAGUCCCGGAGCCAGAGUGUCACAGAAUAUGAAUUCGGAGGACAGAAAUUAUUAAAUAUUAAAGCAUUAGACCUAUCACUAAAAGCUUCAGUCAUACAAAAGUUAUACUUAUAUCCGAACUGGUUCUCUAGCAAAUUAGUAAGAUUGUCUCACCAUGUUCAAGAAUGGCAUUUUUCCCUUUAUUCAGAUUACAACCUCUCACUUUAAGUUAUUUGAAAAGGAAAUAAUCUUCCAAAUAUCACUAUUUCUAAAACAAGCCAUUCAAAGUUGGUUGCAAUCUCUAUUUAAUCCUCCAGAAACGACAGAACAAAUAAUGCAACAAAUAUUGUGGUUAAACUCAAAUAUACGAAUUGAUACACUGUAUAAAAUCAAUGCACCAAAUGUGGAGGUGGACAGAAGGGCGUUAUUGCUGGUUCCACUGUGUAAAGAACAUUGUAUCAUGGUGGGCAACUUUAAUGUUUGGUGUGACCGGCUGUAUGCCAUGGCAAACAUACGUUUCAGGUGGGACGAGUCCAGGACCACCCUGCUGAACGUGAUGGCCACAAAGGGCCUGGUUGAUGUGUGGAGGGAGAGGAAUCCUGCCAAGAGGGAGUACUCCAGGCGGCAGGUCGACACGGGAAAGAUGCGCAAGAGCCGAAUCGACCUGUGCCUCGCGACAAGGGAGAGGACACGCUAG
Molecule: messenger RNA, 8487 nt
Organism: Coregonus sp. 'balchen'
Lineage: Eukaryota; Metazoa; Chordata; Actinopteri; Salmoniformes; Salmonidae
Source: the annotation of a GenBank genome assembly